AUGUUCAAGCACAUGCUAUUAUUGCACCGGCCAUCGCUACUUGUGGGUACUGUACGCUCUCUAUCUGCUUGUGACUUGCGUUUGCGAGGUAUACAGUCACUUGUGGAUGCUCUAGUACGCUCUCCAUGUCUUGAGUGUGGUCUUCAGACAUCUGAAUCACGCUCACAGCUCGCGGAUAUUGAGAACAUUUUGGCUCAGCACAAUAAUAAUCGCCGUCGGACGUGGCUAUUGCUUUCUUGCUCUCCAGCGUGUGGAGAUAAGAUAAAAAAGACACAAUCAGAGAUACUGGCAAUCUAUGAAAGUAUGAUUGACGAUAUUGAAUAUGCUACAACGUCUGAUGCAUCCAUUCUCUUCUCAAAAGUCAUACAUUCAAGUCAACGGGAUAGCAAAGAAUGGGAAGAAAAGACGCCAUUGACAUCGUGGAUGGACUAUUUUAAGCUGUAUCGUCCGACUCAACGAUGGCUAGAAGAUCAAAGAGCAUUGAGACUACUAUCUUCGGCCUAUUCCUAUGUCAUGACACUCAAUCGAUAUCUUCCAGAAUUGAUUGAGAUGGACAAUACAGACAGUCGACCAAAACUAAUUGAGCUUCAUGUGAUUGGAGCACGAGCAGAAGCUAUGAUGCCUCGUUAUUUGUGGAAAGAAUUGUCCUGCUUUAAUCCUGGAUGGCAGUUUAAGAUCAAGCUCGUUGGAGAUCAUGUACCAAUAAUGUCGGUGAGGAAAAAGACACAUACAACGAUGGAGAAGACGAACGAGAAGAUCCGGUUGGAAAUGAUCAAUGGACUGUACCACAAGAUUGAGCCAAGUAUGUUGGGGACACCUGAUGCGUUUGUGCUAUAUAAUCCAGGAAUUGGACACCCUCGUCUGCGAAAGAAUUGGGACCUUACUAUUCAGGCUUUGCUUGUCUCGUGCAAGCCAUUGUUGAUCACAUCGUUUAGUCUGGAGGACCAACAACGCGACAUUGCGGCACUACACGAUAUAGUGGCAAGCAGUACAAUGCUGAAACAACAUGAGCUACGAUUUCGUUGUCGACCAAAGCUGAACUCGUUUCGAAGCUUAAAGUAUCAGGUGGAUCCUUCAAAUGUGGGUGUACCCAUUCUGACAAACAACCGUGUCAUGGUAGUGCAGUUGGUUUCGGGUACCGAGGAAAUGUCGUCGAUAUCGUGA
Messenger RNA from Peronospora belbahrii, 1164 nucleotides. The record is from the annotation of a GenBank genome assembly. Lineage: Eukaryota; Oomycota; Peronosporomycetes; Peronosporales; Peronosporaceae.